This is a messenger RNA of Fonsecaea erecta, 1431 nucleotides long. RefSeq lists its product as hypothetical. Gene Ontology annotation, cellular component: Set1C/COMPASS complex. The coding region runs from base 1 to 1431 and encodes 476 amino acids. NCBI's taxonomy places the organism in Eukaryota, Fungi, Ascomycota, Eurotiomycetes, Chaetothyriales, Herpotrichiellaceae. The transcript is spliced from 4 exons. The record is from RefSeq and is a predicted model, not a curated record. Gene Ontology annotation, molecular function: protein binding.
AUGAAUUUGGCACUGAUAGAUCCGUUUCAAUUAGCCCAGGACUCUCCGGACGCCCUCACCAAUGAUCUCAGAUCCGGCCAUGCGACCACCUUGAGGUUCAGUCGCAAGGGCGAUUAUCUCGCCUCUGGCAGGGUGGAUGGGAAGGUGAUCAUUUGGGAUAUGGAGACUUAUGGUGUUGCCAUGAAGCUGCAUGGUCACUGGAAGCAGAUUCAAAGUUUGAGCUGGUCGAGAGAAGGUCGCUACCUCUUGUCCGCGUCCCAAGACUGUAGAGCCUGUCUUUGGGACCUGCAGACUCAAGAGCGUAUCCGAACCGUCAAGUUCGAGGCUCCGAUCUACACUGCAGAACUUCACCCUUACAACCACAAGCUUUUCGUUGCGUCGCUUUUCGAAGACCGACCAUAUCUGGUUGACAUCACUGACGCUAUUCCUGUCAAGCGUGUCCUUCCCACCACUCCUUUGAGCGACAGCAUCCCUCGCUCUGAGAACAAACAAGCCACCACCUCGGCCAUCUUCUCCGUGCUGGGCAACCACAUCAUCACUGGCACUUCCAAGGGAUACAUCAACAUUCUCGAGACCGAGUCCCGCAAAAUCAUCCACUCCACCAAGAUCUCGACUGGGCUCAUCUCACUUCUCCGUCUGACUACCAACGGCCGCCAACUCCUCGCUAAUAGCACCGAUCGCAUCAUCCGCACCAUCAAUCUGCCCGAUCUCAGUCUGAUCGUCCCAUCCACCGCGCCAGCCACGGAUCCGAGCAGCAGUGAUGACCACCACGACCGCGACCCGGCCACGUUGGCAGAGAACAUCGUCUUGACCGUCGAGCAUAAAUUCCAAGACCUGGUCAACCGUCUUCGCUGGAACCAUUGCGCCUUCAGCCACAGCUCCUCCACGGGCAUUGCCGACUACGUGACAGCCUCGACUUAUAUGAAGAAGGACAUUUACAUCUGGGAACUCCGCACCAACUCUCUCCUCCGCAUCCUCGAGAACCGCGAGGAGCCGGCGAUCAUUGAGUGGCACCCCUCUCGCCCGCUCCUCGCGUGCACGAGCAUCGAAACGGGCAGUAUCCAGAUCUGGGGCAUCGAGCCACAGCAGAAAUGGUCCGCGCUGGCGCCCGACUUCACCGAGUUGACGGAAAAUGUCGAGUACAUUGAGCGCGAGGACGAGUUCGACGAGUACCCGCAAGAAGAACACCAGAAGCGCCGCUUGGACCGAGAAGACGAGGACGUCGACAUUUUAACAGUGGAGCGAAAGAUGGGCGAGGAAGACAGCUUCGUCUUGCCUGUGCUCUAUGACAUCGAAGACUCGGAGGGCGAUGACCAGGAACUGGUGAGGCACGGCGUUGGCACGCUUAGGAAGAAGGAUGUCAACGAGGGCAAGGAGUACGAGAACGAUGGCGACGAAGUGCCCAAGACGGUGAGGCGACGGAAGUAUUGA